Molecule: messenger RNA, 3708 nt
Organism: Corylus avellana
Lineage: Eukaryota; Viridiplantae; Streptophyta; Magnoliopsida; Fagales; Betulaceae
Gene: PUM5
Product: pumilio 5
Biological process (GO): post-transcriptional regulation of gene expression
Cellular component (GO): cytoplasm
Molecular function (GO): mRNA binding
Source: RefSeq, a predicted model, not a curated record
AAAAAAAAUUUAUAUGCUUUCAAACCUCCACGGCAUUGUUCCUUGCAAAACCAACAAACUCUCUCUCCCACUCUAAACGUGUUCUUGUAGUUUUUCCCGAAGGACCAGAAUUCUAGAGAGCUUCCAUCAGACUUGGGGCCUGUGUUCCAAACUUUGAGGGCUGAUGUUGUUACCUGUCAGCAACUGUUAAGCUCUUUGAUGGGGGAUUGGAUUGAGUUGGCUCACUCUGGUGCAGAAGAAUUUUUUCUAUGCAAUAGUUGAUAGAAAAAAUCAGGAUGGCAACUGAAAGCCCUAUGAGAAUGGUGGAAAGCAGCAGAAAGUGGCCCUCUUCUAAGGAUCCUUCUGCUUUUGGGUUUCCAUUGAGAAAUAUGGCAGCAGAGCAGUCGAGAUUACUCUCGAAGGAGCAAAGAUUUCUUGGAGAUCAAGCUGAAAUAGUUCCUAAUAGAAGUGGAAGCGCUCCGCCAAGUAUGGAAGGUUCACUAGCAUCUAUUAAGAAUCUUCUAAUGCAACACAACUCUAGUCUGAAUUCGAGCUUGGCUAAUUACGUGCCUGAGGAACAACUGUGCUUUGAUCCGGCUUUUGGCAAUAAUUGGAGUUUGACUUCUGUAGAUGACUGUGGUAAUGGAUCCUUCCAUUUGUCUCGAGGCUCCCUUUCUACUCAUAGGGAGGAGUCUGAGGAUGAUGCUUCACCCAGGCCAGCUUCCAACAAUUUGACUGAAAGUAGUAAUGCACAUAUUCCUGGACAGAACACAGCUUCUUUGGCUAGUCGCCAUAAAAGUUUGGUUGAUCUGAUACAGGAAGACUUUCCCCGUACCCCUUCUCCAGUUUAUAGUCACUCUCGUUCAUCAGGCCCUGCAGCAAUGGAUGGGCCUUUUGAUUCUGAUGUCCAUGCAAUUUCGUUGAAUGUUUCUUCUAUUGAUGCUUCUAAGCUACCGGAACCAAAUUCAGGCUGUACUGAUGUUUCUUCAGAGGCUUGUGCUCCGGAUGCACAUGCUUUUGGACUGGUGCCCGAUAAUAAUCCUUUAGUGACCUCUUUUACGAGCUCAAGGUGUCCUGACAAUAGAGGGAGCUCACCAACGCUAGAAAACAGUGAAUCAAAUGAUAAGGAUGCUGGUUUAAAGGAUGAUGCAUCAAUUAGUGGUGCCCUUGGGCCAGAUGGCUCCAGAACGGACUCUAAAACUAGAGCAUCUGAUGCAGCGAGUGACAGGAACAAACAAGAAGAGCCACUGUCUUAUAAGAGGAAUAUGGUGCAACACUAUCCAGCAGGACAUUGGCGUACUCAAUAUCAAGUUCAGGGGUUCCAGGCCCAAGUAAGUUCUCAAGGAACAAAUCAUUCUCGUGGUGUUAUGGAAAAAGUUCACCAUAGUCAUCCCAAUUUCUCCUCUGUUGAGGUACAGCCUUCAUUGCAUUCUCCUGGAUUCACACCUCCCGUAUAUCAAACAGCAGCCACUUAUAUGACAUCAGCAAAUCCAUAUUACCCAAAUUAUUAUCCAUCAGGGUUGUUUGCUCCUCAAUAUAGUGUGGGUGGAUAUGCUUUGAGUUCAGCACAUCAUCCCCCAUAUAUGGCUGCAUACUCUUCUCAUGGUGCGAUUCCACUACCAUUUGAUGCAACUUCUGGUCCAAGCUUUAGUGGUGGAACUGCUGGUCCUUCAACAGGGGAAGGCAUCCCGCUUGUUGGUGAUCUGCAAUACCUAAGGAAAAUUUAUGGGCAGCAUGGAUUAGUGCUUCAACCUUCUUUUGUGGAUCCUCAUCAUAUGCUGUGCUAUCCACAUCCUAUUGAUAAUGCAUAUAACACUGCAUUCCAUUCUCGGUUGGCACCUGCAGGUGUUAUUGGGAGCCAGAUUGAUCCUUUUGCUUUACAGAAAGAGUCAACUGCUGCCUCUUAUAUGAGUCAUCAGAAACUCUACCCUCCAACAAAUGGGAGUAUGAGCAUUCUAAGUCCAGAAAAAGUUGGAACUACUAGUAGUAGUUAUUUUCCAAAUCCUCCUAACUUGGAUGUCAUGACACAACUUCCACCAUCACCUCUUCCUAGUCCAUUACCGCCAUCAUCUCCGGUUGGUGGAAUGAAUCAUGUAGGUUGGCAAAAUGAAAUGAGGUUUCCUCAAGGUUUAAUUAGAAAUGCAGGACUAUAUUCUGGAUGGCAAGGAAGGAGAGGACUCAACAACUUUGAUGACUCCAAAAGACACUCUCUUCUUGAAGAACUGAGAUCCAGCAAUGCCCGAAAGUUUGAACUCUCAGAUAUUGCAGGGCGUAUUGUUGAAUUCAGUGUUGAUCAACAUGGGAGCCGAUUUAUUCAGCAAAAGCUGGAACAUUGCAGUAUUGAAGACAAGGCAUCUGUUUUCAAAGAAGUUCUUCCACAUGCUUCGAAAUUAAUGAUAGAUGUUUUUGGUAAUUAUGUUAUUCAAAAGUUUUUUGAACACGGAAGUCUUGAGCAGCGAAAGGAACUUGCUGAUCAACUUGCUGGACGGAUGUUGUCUUUAAGUUUGCAGAUGUAUGGCUGUCGUGUAAUCCAGAAGGCACUUGAUGUUAUAGAGCUUGAUCAGAAAAUACAACUCGUGCACGAGCUUGAUGGACAUGUCAUGAGAUGUGUACGUGAUCAAAAUGGAAAUCAUGUUAUACAGAAAUGUAUAGAAUGUAUCCCUGCAGAGAAAAUUGGAUUUAUUAUUUCUGCUUUCCGUGGUCAAGUUGCAAUGCUUUCUACUCAUCCUUAUGGUUGCCGUGUCAUACAGAGAGUUUUGGAGCAUUGCUCAGAUGAGCUGCAAGUUCAAUGUGUGAUGGACGAAAUUUUGGAGUCUGCUUAUGGUCUUGCUCAAGAUCAGUAUGGCAAUUAUGUCACGCAGCAUAUUUUGGAGAUGGGAAAGCCCCAUGCAAGAAGUCAAAUUAUCAGAAACUUGACUGGGAAUGUUGUCACAAUGAGUCAGCAUAAAUACGCUUCAAAUGUUGUUGAGAAAUGUUUGGAGCAUGGAGAUACUCCCGAGCGGGAGCUCUUGAUUGAAGAGAUUAUUGGGCAAUCUGAGGAUAAUGAUAAUUUACUGACAAUGAUGAAGGACCAAUUUGCGAAUUACGUUGUUCAGAAGAUUCUUGAAAUAAGCAAUGAUAAACAGCGGGAAAUAUUGCUAAAUCGUAUAAGAGUCCAUCUUCAUGCUUUGAAGAAAUACACUUAUGGGAAACACAUAGUUGCUCGAUUUGAACAACUAGUUGGCGAAGAAAGCCAAGGCUUGGAAUCUUAAGGUGCUCUGAAUGUGAUGGCAUUUCGUCCAAGUUAAAUGCAGGCCUUGCUUUGUGGAGGGAGGUAGUAAGUACAUAGCAAGAACUACUUUGCAAGUACACAAAUUUGAGAUGGGCAAACACAUUUCAUUCUUUGCAAAUGUAUUUGUAUUAUUGCAUCUGCUACUGCUAGCUGCCUGUUUGGUAUGGCCAAGUAAAUUUAUGUAAUUAUAUAUCGUCUAAUUGUGUCUAUGUUAUCUAUGUAUAGAAAAUGUCAAAGUAAUCUUAAUGCCUGGAAAAUACGCUCUUCUGAGGUUUCUUGUGCGAAGACUUGGUCGCUGUUCUUGAAUUUUCUCUAGUAUCUGAUUGCUUGAGUAGGAAAUGAUAUGAGGGCAUCUUUUUAUUGCAUGCAAUUUAUUUUAUGUAAUCAUUAUGUAUGCAAGUGUUAGGAAACCCAAUAAUUCUUAUUUAUUCUGUGAUUACAUUUCAUUUAUGUCCUGA